AUGAAAGUCGCAAGCUGUGGCAUUCACGGGUUUCACGAGACCAUUGGUCUCGAUGUCGAUGAGAUACGUGUAUUUUGGGUUUUGGAAAGCGCUGAAUUUGCUGAGCAAAAUGCAUAUCGAGUUGUUAUCUCCGACUCAGAACAGGGAAUAGCAGCUGAAAUAGCUUCGGAUUUCCAUGCCGCCUUUGAUUCUGGCAGAGUCUGGACUGACCAGCAGCGGAAUGUCCUCUGCAGACCUAGUGGUGGAUUUCGCUCAACAUGCACUUACUACUGGAGAGUCACAGUGUGGGACCGUAACGACGUCGCUACUCACUCAGAGGUACAGACCUUCUUCACCGCAUACCCACGCUCUCAGCUGCUGCCGCCCUACUCUAUGAACCAGAAAUAUAUGCCUCAUUCCAGUCUGAUCUUUCGAACAUGGUUUGAAGAUUUCGAGAACAAGUGGAAAGCUGUCUGGAUAGGUAAUGGUGGUGAUAAGCCACUGUACCUUCGCAGGGGCUUCAGCUUGGCUCGCAAACCAUCCAAAGCUAUAGCUCUCGCUUCAGGUCUUGGACACUUUGAUCUACACGUGAACGGACAGCCUGCCUCUGACCAUGUCAUUGAUCCUGGAUGGUCAAAUUACCAUCGCACGGUACAAUACGUCGGCUACGACUUGACAGCUCAUAUGACAGCCGGAGAAAAUGUCCUCGCAGCGCAUCUGGGCAAUGGUUUCUAUGCCGGUAGCGGCACAGAAGAAGACAGGUUCUUCUGGCCAAUGUACGAAGACAAUACUUAUGUUCGCUAUGGCAACGAGUUGUGCUUCUUUGCUGAGCUUCACUUGUUCUACGAUGAUGGCACCCACGAUAUCAUACACACCGAUCCCUCAUGGAAGGUCCGCAAGAGUGCGACCACGCUUGCUAACAUUUAUGCUUCCGAAACGCAUGACAAACGUCUAUAUCCCACCAGUUGGACAUCCACAGGCUUCGACGAAAGCGAGUGGACCUUCGCAAAGCCCUUGACCGGACCUCGCGGACUGCUACGCUAUCAGAAUCAGCCUCCUGUUGUCCUGCAUGACAAACUUGAGCCCAAAUUGAUUUCAAGUUCUCGUCCCGGUGUUGUCUGCUUCGACCUUGGACAAAAUGCUUCAAUCAUGCUUCAUCUGUCUGUGGAAGGACCAGCUGGCUCUGAGAUCAUUGUUCGCUACUCUGAAACAGCAAAUGCUGACGGAACAGUUCUGAUGCCCGAUCCAUUGUUCAAGGACUUCGAGACCAAGGUCUAUUCCAAGAUCUACUUGGCUGGAACUGGCGCACCUGAAGAUUGGCGACCUGACUUCUCGUUCACUGCUGCUCGCUACAUUCAGCUUGAGGGUGUCGCAAUGGAAGAAGGACAAGGACUUCCCGUUGUUCGCUCUCUGUAUGCGAGACACAUAUCCUCUGCAUCUACACGCGUGGGGUCAAUGAAGACAGACAAGGACGACGUCAACGCAUUGAUCAAGGCAUCGCAUUGGUCACUGUCGAGCAACAUAUUCAGUUACCACACCGACUGUCCGCAGAUCGAGAAGUUUGGAUGGCUCGAAGUGACACACUUGCUUGCUCCUGCUUCGCAAUACAUCUUCGGAAUGGAAGCCCUAUACACAAAAAUCAUCUAUGACAUGAUCGACGCUCAAGAGCCAAGCGGCCUUGUGCCCACCAUGGCACCAGAGAUCAGAUAUAUGUGUGGCCCUCUACACGACACAAUAUCAUGGGGUGGGGCUGUUUGCUUGCUGCCUGAGCUACUUGUGAAGUAUUACGGCUCCACAUGGGUUAUACCACAAGUCUAUCCCGCCGCUGUGCGAUAUAUGGAUUACAUGAAGACCAAAGAACGACUUGGAGGCCUAAUCGAACAUGGUCUAGGAGACUGGGGUCGUGAUAUUGCCUGGGGUAAUCUGCAAGCCAACAUUGAAUCAGCAUACUACUACAAGUGCCUGCAAAAUACUGCAAUGAUGGCCAAACACCUCGGCCACAUUUCAGAAGCUGAAAAGUAUGGAACUUGGGCCGCACGUGUCCUCGAAGUCUACAAUCGAGAGCUUCUUGUUACUGAUGACGAGAAUGUGCCAUACGUUUACUACACCUCUCGUGACAACAUUGGUCAAAGGGAUUGCCAAGCUGUCGCUCAAGCCUACGCUCUACAAUCCAACAUGGUACCUAUGCAGCACAUUGCUUCUGUUCAGCGCGCCUUUCUCGCCAGCGUGAGCGACAACCGCAUCCGUUCGGGCGAACUUGGACUCAAAUGCAUCUUCGAAACCCUCGUAGAUCUGCACCGCCCCGACAUUGUUCUAGCGAUGGCAAGACAAGAAGAACACCCCAGCUACAUGCGUUUCCUACGCAGAGGAGAAACCACUUUCCUUGAAUUCUGGCAAGACGAAUGUAGAUCCAAGAGUCAUGACUUGUUUUGCACGAUACAUGAAUGGUUUUAUGCUGGUAUCCUGGGGAUCAGACCCGAUGAGGACGCGUACAAGACGUUCAGAAUCGAGCCACCUUAUGAUUCAGAAUUCAAAGACGUGGAGGGUCAUGUUAACUGUCCUUAUGGCAAGAUUCAGGUCAAGUUCAGCCAGACUGAUGAGAGCGUGGCUCUGAGCCUCUCGGUUCCUAUCGGAACGCAAGCUUCCAUUCUCAUCCCAGAAAACUUCAAGACCUCGAUUGAUGUCGUCCGAAGCGACAUGGCUGUCACGCCGGUGACAAGUGAACAAUAUCUAGUAUUGAAGAACGGCAGUUAUUCUAUCAUGUUCCGAUAG
Messenger RNA from Aureobasidium melanogenum CBS 110374, 2751 nucleotides. Its product is annotated as alpha-L-rhamnosidase. The transcript is spliced from 2 exons. The record is from RefSeq and is a predicted model, not a curated record. Gene Ontology annotation, biological process: carbohydrate metabolic process. The coding region runs from base 1 to 2751 and encodes 916 amino acids. Lineage: Eukaryota; Fungi; Ascomycota; Dothideomycetes; Dothideales; Saccotheciaceae.